Molecule: messenger RNA, 1818 nt
Organism: Alternaria incomplexa
Lineage: Eukaryota; Fungi; Ascomycota; Dothideomycetes; Pleosporales; Pleosporaceae
Exons: 1
Coding region: 1-1818 (605 amino acids)
Source: RefSeq, a predicted model, not a curated record
AUGGCUUCCAAUAACAGCAAUCUUUACUCAACGACCAAGUAUCUGGCUCAAGAACGGACUCAGAACACCAAAGUUCCAGGUGGCAGUCGCUCAACCACGCUAUCCGGAGUCAAAGAUGCCGAUUUCGUUGCAAUCGGCCUUGGAGGCGCAAACAUGUUGGCGAUGCUGUGGGCUAUAGCUAUGGGCCGCCGUGCCGUCGGUGUUGAACUUCGUGGCGACCCGUUUCUAGGAGUGCACUGGAACAUUCGUGAAGACAUGUAUCAUCAGCUGGGCCUUAUCGACAAGAUGAUGGUGGAUCGUUACGGACUGGACAACCUCCCGAAAAGACUGGAUGGAACACUGCUUAGUCUGGCAGAUUUGUUCUAUCAUCCCAUGACCAAAUCUAGGGACAUCAUACCCGGAGCUAUCAUCGAGGGAUACGAGAAGGAACUCCAUAUGGUCGGCGAAAUCCACAACAUUGAAUACAUCGACGACCGCUGGAAGAAUGGCAAGCCACAUCGCACUGUCACCACUGUGCCUCCGCCUACUAUCCCGGAGCACCCGUGCCCGACCAAAAUCCGUACUGAUAUGCGAGAAGUCCUCGACGGGCCUUCGACAUGGCAAGCUGCGGCGUUUUCCGUCCAGCUUCUUCUCCGCCGCUAUCUCGAGGCGCUCGAGAAGAUUGAUCUCAACGCUAGCAAGACGCCCAGAUGCCGCCUCUUCACCAAACACCGCGUGGUACAGGAUGGAAGUGGUCUAGUCCAUCUUCCGUGCGGCCGUGUCCAGAUUCGGAUCGAAGAAGUUACCGAAGUUCAAUAUCACAACGACCUCCAACGAAUCCGCACGCCAGGAAGCGACUUUAUCGAUCUUGGGGUUCCAGAGCUGUUCAGCGUCGCCACAGGCAUCAACUGCCGUGAAGCAGAGCAACUAGGCUUCCAGCAGCACGACGUACAGGUUGACCAUGGCGAUGGUCAAGGUGCCAAAGUAGCGCAAGCAGAUUUCGUCGCUGGCCAAUUCAAUAUACUCGUUGAUGGACGGUUGCGUCGUCGUAUCGCUUCCGAAUUUGAUAAGCAUGGAAAUGAAUCAUGGGUACGGCAGAUCGCUGUGGGUCACGAAGGCGACCCAAGGGUCUCCUGGCUCAUCGUCGAGGUACCUGAGUUUGUCUCGCUAUGUCCAGUCGAACGCGGACUUGUCGGUGCUGAGACCAGCAAAGACUCCGCCGAAUACUUCGCAGCCUAUCAACUUCUCCUUUACGACUACUACAUCUCGCAAGCCUCUCUCGUCCUGGAAAUCUCGCCAGACGAGCUCCGCCGAGUCGCCAUGGUCUACGGCCCCAAACCCUUCAGCCUCGUCGAGCGCAUCGGUACCGACGCGCGUGUUGCGACAAACGGAGUCGUAGCAGGCGAUUCCUUCGGCAAUGGCCACUUCCUCCAUUCAGCAGGCGCAAUGUGCGGCAUGCUCGGUCACGGAUAUCGUUUCCUAGAAUACUGGCAACGCCGCGCCGCCGCUCACUGCGCUGAGUCAUCUAUCUGCCUUCUUGCAGACCGUAUCAAAGCCGAUACCGAAGCGCUACUGGAAGUCAGUGCGAAGGAGUUCAGUCAAGCGAUCCCUAGCAACUUUGGUGCAGAGAGAGGAAAGAAGGUCGCAGCUGCUAGUGGUAUUGCGGAGGAGAAGCGAGCGAAGGUCAGUGCGAAGAGGGGCAGGAGGUGGGAUCAGGCGCCACUGAAUCCGACGGAUUGGAGGAGGGUGUUUAUGCGGAAUGGCAGGACGUGGAGUGAUAAGCUGCCGAGAAUUGACGAGAGGCAUCCGGCUUCGCGGAUGGAGAAGGCGAGGCUUUGA